Messenger RNA from Meloidogyne enterolobii, 591 nucleotides. The record is from the annotation of a GenBank genome assembly. NCBI's taxonomy places the organism in Eukaryota, Metazoa, Nematoda, Chromadorea, Rhabditida, Meloidogynidae.
AUGAAAAUUUCGGAAAUUGCUGAUGAACUUGUUAAAUUUGAACGAAUUCAAUUAUUUCCUGAAUUACAUCAAUUAAAUGUUUCUGUAAUACCUUCAAUCAAACAAAAUGAUUUGAUCAACACAUUAAUCGUGGCUGAAUUGAGAUGUGCUCGUGGAACAGUCAAACCACCAGCACAGCAAGUACCUAAUAAAGGAACUGUUCUUAGUUUUGAUUUAAAACGAAUCCAUCCUGGAAUGCUUAAUUAUUGGAAUGCUUUAAAUCAUCUUAAAUGUGUUGAAUUUUGUGUAUUUCCUUUUAUUCGUGUUGGACAUACAACAACUUUAAUUAAUACAACUUCAAUUGAAGAAAAACGAAAAACAAAUUUAAAAUAUAUUUUUAGAGCUAGAGAAUUAUGUGAAUUAAUGCUGGAAGAAAGGCCAAAAAAAGAAAAAACAAAUUUUAAAGAAGAACAACAAAGAAGGCAAAUGGAAGAAUCAAAACUUUUGGAAAGACAUUUUCGUUCAUCAAAUAAUUCUCAAAUAAUUAAAAUUAAAUUAAUUUUAAUAUUUAUUUUUUGUUUUUUUAUCCAAUUUUUGUAUUAUAAAAUAUAA